This is a messenger RNA of Beauveria bassiana ARSEF 2860, 2004 nucleotides long. RefSeq names its product glucose inhibited division protein A. The transcript has 3 exons. NCBI's taxonomy places the organism in Eukaryota, Fungi, Ascomycota, Sordariomycetes, Hypocreales, Cordycipitaceae. Gene Ontology annotation, biological process: tRNA wobble uridine modification; tRNA methylation. Gene Ontology annotation, molecular function: flavin adenine dinucleotide binding. Gene Ontology annotation, cellular component: cytosol. The record is from RefSeq and is a predicted model, not a curated record. Bases 1 to 2004 code for a protein of 667 amino acids.
AUGCAUGCGAUUGCGCGACGCAAUGUGCGCGCAAGGAGCAUUAUAUCAAAAACGAGUCACCGCAUGCAUCUAGCGACCGUCUCCAAGGAUGCUAGGACCUUCGAUGUAAUUGUGAUAGGAGGCGGCCAUGCCGGUGCUGAAGCCUGCGCCGCGGCAGCGCGAGCCGGAGCUAGAACAGCGCUCGUUACUCCAAAGAUUGAAAAUCUCGGUACAUGCUCCUGCAACCCCAGUUUCGGAGGCAUUGGCAAGGGUACCAUGCUCCGCGAAAUCGAUGCACUUGACGGCCUUGCCGGGCGCAUAAUCGAUAAGGCUGGCGUCCAGUUCCAUGUGCUGAAUCGAAGUAAAGGACCGGCAGUCUGGGGCCCGCGUGCACAAAUAGACCGAAAGCUCUACCAGAAACACAUGCGCGAGGAACUUCAAUCCUAUCCGAAUCUUUCUAUAAUACUCGGUUCUGUAUCCGAUAUCGUGCUGUCGACAGAAGAGACCGCACCGAGUUUGCAUCAGUCCGCUAUUUCCGGCGUUCGACUCGACUCUGGCGAGUUCAUUUCCACGAAACGAGUUAUUAUAACAACGGGGACAUUUCUAGGCGGAGAGAUCCAUAUCGGCCUACAGACAUACGCGGCCGGCCGGCUGGGUGAAGCGGCGACGAUUGGGUUGAGAAAGUCUCUGCGAGAUGCUGGCUUCCUGCUGGGUCGCCUGAAGACUGGAACGCCCCCGCGAUUAGCCAGGUCGAGCAUCAACUUCAAUGUGUUGGAAAUGCAAUAUGGCGACUGCCCACCUAGCCCAUUCAGCUACUUGAACAGCAGGGUUGUGGUUCAAGAUCAGCUUACCUGCAGCAUGACCUAUACGAACCAUGCAACACAUGAUGUGAUACGGGACAACUUGGAUAAGACAGUUCAUAUCCGCGAAUCUGUCAAAGGCCCUAGAUUCUGCCCUUCGCUGGAAUCCAAAGUAGUCCGUUUUGCUGACAAGGAAAGGCAUAUUGUCUGGCUCGAGCCUGAAGGCUUUGAUGACCCUGUUAUCUAUCCGAAUGGUCUAUCUAUGACGAUCCCUCCUGAAGGACAAGAAAAAGCGCUGAGAACUAUUGUUGGCCUCGAAAAAGUCAAGAUGCUCCAGCCAGGCUAUGGCGUAGAGUACGACUAUAUCGAUCCCCGUGGGCUGAAGUCUACGUUGGAAACCAAGGCCAUCAGCGGGCUUUACCUCGCCGGUCAAAUCAAUGGCACCACUGGCUACGAAGAGGCAGCUGGACAAGGCAUUCUUGCGGGGAUGAAUGCCGCAAGAGCGGCACUAGGUCUUCACGGCGUAUCACUGUCGAGAUCCGAUGGGUACAUUGGCAUCAUGGUUGAUGACCUGAUCACCAAGGGAGUGACUGAGCCUUAUCGCAUGUUCACAUCUCGAAGUGAAUUCCGCAUGGCAACACGAGCUGAUAAUGCCGACUUGCGACUCACCGAAAAUGGCCGCAAAUGGGGCGUCGUUACGGACCGCCGCUGGGAGGUUUUCACGGAGGAGAGGGAUCAGAUCAACAGAUUGACAAGGAGCCUCGAGGCGGUCUCUCUCUCGGCAGGGAAGUGGAGAGAGCAUGGUUUUCAUACCAAGCGCGACUCUAGCCGACGCAGCGGCAUCGAUCUGGUCCGUCUCUCCAAUGCCAAGACACGCAUUGACCUGGAGCGUCUCGGCUCCCUUAUUCCUGAUAUCAUGGACUUUCCGCCCCGAAUUCGGGAGCGGGUUGUUCUGGAAGCAACGUAUGCCCCAUACAUCAGAAUGCACGAGGCUGCAAUUGGCAAAUUCAAGAAUGAUGAGGGAGUUCAACUGCCUUUGGAUCUCGACUACGACUCUGUUCCGGGCCUCGCACUUUCAGAGCGCGAAGUCCUCAAAAUCACACGCCCCGAAACUCUCGCCCAAGCUCGCCGGGUGGAAGGCGUUACGCCCUCGGGUAGUUUGCGAUUGCUUGCAUAUGUUCGGCGUCGCUUCGACCGAAAGUCGUCCUUUGCCGAAAAUAUUUAA